Messenger RNA from Serpula lacrymans var. lacrymans S7.9, 2889 nucleotides. RefSeq lists its product as uncharacterized. Gene Ontology annotation, molecular function: RNA binding; RNA helicase activity; ATP binding. Gene Ontology annotation, cellular component: nucleus. Lineage: Eukaryota; Fungi; Basidiomycota; Agaricomycetes; Boletales; Serpulaceae. The transcript is spliced from 5 exons. The record is from RefSeq and is a predicted model, not a curated record. The coding region runs from base 1 to 2889 and encodes 962 amino acids.
AUGAUGUUACAAAAACGAAAAAGAAAUGUCGAAGAUGAUCAGGAAUCAGACUCCAGCGGCUUUUCCAUAGUUCAGGCUCUUUCAGAAGACGAAAUCGAUAUCUCAUCUGCUCUGACCGGUAAAAAACUGCUUCGAGAUGCACCUACAUCUAUUGAAGCGGAUGGUGAAGACGAUGAUGACCUAAAAGAUAUAAUUCACAACUCCAUAGCGAAGCGGAACGUCAAGGGUGGGACAGAGCUACUCAAGAAAACGAAAGGAAAAGCAAAAAUGGCCAAGGGUGAGGUUGGUGGAGGCAGUUUCCAAAGCAUGGGUCUUCACCCUUCUCUCUUACGUUCUCUAACCCUCCAGGGUUAUCGCACACCCACUCCAAUUCAACGCCUUGCUAUUCCUUCUCUCCUUGCCAAUCCACCACGCGAUCUGGUUGGAAUGGCACGAACAGGAUCUGGAAAGUCACUAGCAUAUAUGAUCCCUCUCGCCCAGCGGCUUAGUGGUCGACACGCUUCAACUUUCGGUGCACGUGCCCUUAUCCUUUUGCCAGCUAGAGAGCUUGCAUUACAGGUCCUUCGUGUAGGCAAAGACCUGACGCGUGGAUGGCACUCCAGUGAGGGCGCACAUGCUGGUGAUGGGAAAGGUGAAGAUGGAGGAAAGGGCCAAAGUCUAAGAUGGGGCUUGGUGGUCGGUGGAGAAGGUUUGGAUGAGCAGUUUGAAAUGAUCACAAGCAAUCCAGACGUUAUUAUCGCAACACCAGGUCGUCUACUACAUUUAAUAGUGGAAAUGAACCUGGACCUAAAAUCUGUGGAAUAUGUUGUAUUUGAUGAGGCGGAUCGUCUCUUCGAAAUGGGUUUCGAGACGGCGCUGAAUGAAAUUCUUCACCGACUUCCACCCUCCCGCCAAACACUGCUCUUCUCCGCUACACUUCCAAAAUCUCUUGUGGAAUUUGCCAAGGCUGGCUUACAGGACCCCAAACUCGUACGAUUGGAUGCAGAAAGCAAAAUAAGCACCGAUCUUCGGAUGGCUUUCUUUUCUAUCAAGCAAGCUGAAAAAGAUGCCUGUCUCCUCUCCCUUCUCAGGGAUGUGAUUCGUGUACCUCUUGGCAGCACUGUUCCUGAAUCAAAUACAACUACCAGUACCUCGACUAGAUCUCGCAACGACAAGGGCAAACGCAAAGAACAACAGCACACAGCUCCACAUCAAACUUUGAUUUUCGCAGCCACAAAACAUCAUGUGGAAUAUCUAUCACAGUUGCUCGCUGCCGUUGGAUAUGCUGUUUCACAUAUUUACGGCGCGCUAGAUCAAGGGGCUCGAACACAACAGAUGGACCACUUUAGGCGUGGUUUAACUAGCAUACUCGUUGUAACUGAUGUUGCUGCACGUGGUAUCGAUAUCCCAGUCCUCGAAAACGUGGUCAACUAUGAUUUUCCACACGGUGCAAGGGUGUUUGUACAUCGAGUAGGGCGAACGGCGAGAGCUGGAAGGAAAGGUUGGGCGUGGUCGUUCGUAACGAGCACAGAAUUGCCUUACCUUCUCGACUUGCAGCUCUUUCUUGGGCGUCCAUUAACAAACGAAGUGCCAAAGGGAGCUGGUGAAGAAGCAUACACUUCAUCGCUUGUGCUAGGCACAUUCCAACGUGAGAACAUUGACGAGGAUGUAGAGUAUGUUCGUGCUCUGGACGCAGCACACCACUCACUUCCCACAUUACGAGAAGUAAUGCGUCGUGGACAGGGGCUGUACGAACGGAGUAAAGGGAAAGCCAGUCAAGCAAGCUAUAAGCGUGCCAAGGAAAUGGGAAAGAGUGGUCAAUGGGCGCUAGCGGGUGCUGUAGAAGCAGGCGUGCAUCCUGUGCUUAUGAUGCGUGGGGGAGUUGGGGAGAAGGCGAUAGAUAUGCAAGAGGAGAGGAAAAAGUUGAUGAAGGUUGUUAAUGCAUUCAAGCCGGCGGAAACAGUAUUUGAGGUUGCUGCAAAGGGAAAAGGAAAGACCAACGGAGCCAACUCAUUGUUAAUGAAAGAAAGGAGGAAAGCGCUUCAAAAAUCGGCAGCAAGAGCUACACUGGCUUCCACAUCUGCUGCAGCUCCAGAUUCGGAAGAUGACGCGGAGCUUGGAGAAGACCACUCUGAGCGUGAAGAAGUGGAAAUGGCGGAUGAACAAGAUAUUGCAACUGUUUUCCAAACAUCGAAUAAAAAACGCGGCAAGGACAGUUAUCGCGAUGAAGAAUUUUUUAUGUCACAUUAUCAAAAGGAUGCUUUGACGGAGAAAGGUUACUCUCUAAAUGACGGCGCAUCAUCUUUCGCGGAACAAGCCCGCGGAGCCACAUUUGAUCUCGCAGGUGACGAAGCUACUGUCGCCGAACGUCAACGUCACAAGCAGACAUGGGAUAAGAAAAAGAAAAAAUUUAUCAAAGGCGAUGGAGUUGGUGCAGACAACGUCAAGCUCGUUCGAACAGAAAGUGGGACCCGUCUUCCCGCGACUUAUCGUAGCGGCCGCUUCGAUGAAUGGAAGGCAAAGAGCCGAGUUUCACUGCCAAAGGUUGGCGAAGCUGAGCAGGAGCGGCACGGGUCAAAAUUAGGUCCAGGAGGUCGUAAAUACAAGCAUAACAAAAUUGUGGAGGGGAAGCCUCUAGACAAACUCAGCAAAGACUAUGAGCGCAAGAUGCGCCAAAAUAAAAAGAAAGAGACGACAGAUGGAAACGAGGAUGGUGGAGCAACAAAGUCUAGCUCGUCGAGAUAUAAGGGUGGAAAGGCCAAACCUGCUGGAAGAUAUGGUGGGAAGUCGAUAGGGAAGGUUAGGACCGAGAUCAAGACAGUUGAUCAGAUACGGAAGGGCAGGAAGACGCUCCAGCAGAGAAAAGCUAAGAAUGCACGACCCAGUCACAGCAAAAAGGGUAGGCGGUAG